Messenger RNA from Micropterus dolomieu (smallmouth bass), 1760 nucleotides. RefSeq names its product histamine H3 receptor. Gene Ontology annotation, cellular component: membrane. The coding region runs from base 184 to 1485 and encodes 433 amino acids. The record is from RefSeq and is a predicted model, not a curated record. Gene Ontology annotation, molecular function: histamine receptor activity. NCBI's taxonomy places the organism in Eukaryota, Metazoa, Chordata, Actinopteri, Centrarchiformes, Centrarchidae. Gene Ontology annotation, biological process: adenylate cyclase-activating adrenergic receptor signaling pathway. The transcript has 3 exons.
UUAAUGAAGCUUUAAUUUCAACUAGUUUCUCACCCAAUCCCAGAAUUACUCGUGGGGGGAAAUGGAAGAUUUGGGGAAAGUAUUUUAAUGUAACCAGGUCUUCAGUCAUGUUUGACUCCUUGGUAAAGUGGAGCGGAAGGUUUGGGCGCGUGAUUGGACUUGUGCGCUGUUUCCGUGCGUGAAAUGAAAAGGGUCUACAAUGGUUUUGGGUUUACAUUAACUAUGGGAGCCCAGAUUCUGGAGUCCAACUCCAGCGGCAACUUGACUCCUGCGGUGUCUGAAGCUGGGAUUGUCCUCCCGGGCUACCUGGCGGUGAUCUUAUCGGUCCUCAUGGUGACUCUGGUGGUCGUUGUGGUGGCUGGAAACGCACUGGUCAUCAUGGCUUUCAUUGUGGAUAAAACCCUGAGAAAUCAAAGCAACUACUUCUUUCUGAACCUUGCUAUAUCUGAUUUUCUCGUGGGGGCCUUCUGCAUCCCGGUGUACAUCCCGUACAACCUGACAGGCCGGUGGAUGCUGGGUAAAGGUCUCUGCAAGGUGUGGCUUGUCAUGGACUACCUGCUCUGCAGCGCCUCAGUCUUCAACAUUGUCCUCAUUAGUUAUGACCGCUUCCUGUCAGUCACAAGAGCAGUUAAAUACAGAGCACAGCGAAACAUGACCCGCCAAGCUGUGUUCAAGAUGGUGGCGGUGUGGGUGCUAGCCUUCCUCCUCUACGGCCCUGCCAUCAUCUUCUGGGAGAUGAUCGUCGGCCAGAGUGUUGUCCCGGCUCACGAGUGCUAUGCUGAGUUUUAUUUCACCUGGUACUUCCUGCUCAGCGCUUCAACGUUUGAGUUCUUCACCCCGUUUGUGUCUGUAGCUUUCUUGAACCUCAGCAUUUACCUGAACAUCCACCGCAGGAACAAGAAAGGAGGAGCCCGCGUCGAGGACGACGCCAAGAUGCAGAGGACCAGUAAGAAGCACAGAGAAGGAGGAGGCUGGUCUGUGUUUUUCGUGAAGACUCGCAAGGUGUCGUCCAGCGAGCCUACUGCUAUUUCUGCAGUUAUCGAGGACGACGAUGUCCUGUCCCCUUCCUCCUGCGGGGACCCUAAUACCAGUCAGAUAUUCAUGCAGAGGGAGAGGUUCUCUCCUACCAGAAAAAACUCCAGGCUGUUUCAGCACACAGCCUCCUGCACGGCACCCAGCCACAGGACACAGGCAUCUCGACUUUUACGUGACAAAAAGAUCGCCAAAUCUUUGGCCAUUAUUGUCUGCAUUUUUGGGAUUUGCUGGGCUCCUUAUACUCUACUCAUGAUCAUUCGCGCCGCCUGUAGCGGUACAUGUGUGGCGAACUACUGGUACGAGAUUACAUUCUGGCUCCUGUGGCUGAACUCUGCCAUCAACCCGUUCUUGUACCCUCUGUGUCACAGCAGCUUUCGAAGGGCUUUCUCAAAGAUACUGUGUCCUAAAAGACAGUCAGUCCAGCCUCAGAUUGAGGUUCAGUCUUGUUAGAUGAACUCAACUGCACGUCCAUGCUUUAUAAAUGCAGUAACUGUUGUUGGUCAAAAAAUCCAUAUACUGUUCUUCCAUCCCAAAAAUGUUUGCAAUCAAGUGAGAUGUACGAGAUUUGUCACAACAUAUCUGACAGCAAUAGGACAAUUCAACAUAGAAUACAUGAAAAAUGUGCAACAAAAUGCAGUUAUAAUAUACUAAAUGACAGGGUAAAGCAGUGGAUUCCACUUUACAAGCGGAUAUAAUUGCCCUUGAUUAAAGCGCCCCUCAAAGCC